Molecule: messenger RNA, 1905 nt
Organism: Thlaspi arvense
Lineage: Eukaryota; Viridiplantae; Streptophyta; Magnoliopsida; Brassicales; Brassicaceae
Source: the annotation of a GenBank genome assembly
AUGGGCUGGGCUUUCUAUAAUGUCCCUUGCUCUGACACUAACACAUCACUUCACCCUUUCUCUUUGGCGAAAGGCCUCGUAACCAGUGGUCGCAACACAUGCACACCAUACCACUCUUCAACGGUCAAGAUUCCUUUCGUGGCUAUCCUUCGAACCAAUCUCCACCAGGAGAUGAAUUAUUUCCCGGACGAGGUCAUCGAGCACAUUUUCGACUCCAUAGCUUCUCACAGAGACAGGAACUCGAUAUCUCUGGUCUCCAAGUCGUGGCACAAGAUCGAGAGGUGCUGCAGGCGGAGAGUCUUCAUCGGGAACUGCUACGCCAUCAGCCCGGAGAGGCUAAUCGGGAGGUUCCCGUGCCUGAAGUCGCUGACCCUGAAAGGCAAACCUCAUUUCGCCGACUUCAACUUGGUUCCUCACGAGUGGGGAGGUUUCGUUCACCCUUGGAUCGAUGCUUUAGCCAGAGCACGUGUCGGGCUCGAGGAGCUCAGGCUUAAGCGGAUGGUCGUCUCUGACGAAAGCCUUGAGCUGCUCUCGCGUUCCUUUGCGAAUUUCAAGUCGCUGGUGCUUGUUAGCUGCGAAGGGUUCACCACCGAUGGCCUUGCCUCCAUUGCCGCCAAUUGCAGGCAUCUUCGUGAGCUGGACCUGCAAGAGAAUGAAAUUGAUGAUCACAGAGGUCAAUGGCUCAACUGUUUUCCGGACAGCUGCACCACUCUUACCUCGUUGAACUUCGCCUGUCUUAAAGGAGAAACCAACCUCUCUGCUCUAGAGAGGCUCGUCGCGAGGUCACCAAGCCUCAAGAGCUUGAAAGUGAACCGUGCGGUGCCGCUCGAUGCGCUCACGAGGUUGAUGAGCUGCGCGCCUCAGCUUGUGGACUUGGGAGUAGGGUCCUAUGAGAACGAGCCAGACACUGAAUCUUUCGCGAAGCUAUUGGCUGCCAUUAAGAAAUGCACAUCGUUAAGGAGCUUGUCGGGCUUUUCUGAGGUUGCUCCACUCUGCCUCACUGCGUUUUACCCGAUAUGCCAAAACCUUACCUACUUGAAUCUCAGCUACGCAGCCGAGAUCCAUGGCAACCACCUCGUUAAGUUUAUUCAGUUUUGCAAGAGACUUCAACGGUUAUGGAUAUUGGAUAGUAUUGGUGACAAAGGACUUGAGGUCGUCGCUUCAGCAUGUAAGGAGUUGCAAGAGCUGAGAGUUUUCCCCUCUGAUUUACACGACGAAGAAGACAACAACGCAGCUGUGACUGAGGUCGGGCUAGUCGCGAUAUCCGCGGGCUGCCGUAAACUUCAUUCGAUUCUCUACUUCUGCAAACAAAUGACAAACGCGGCGCUCAUAACCGUCGCUAAAAACUGCCCAAACUUCAUCCGGUUCAGGCUAUGCAUCCUCGAGCCGAACAAACCGGACCACGUCACGUCUCAGUCACUAGACGAAGGCUUUGGUGCGGUCGUGCAAGCCUGCAAGGGUCUAAGACGGCUCUCUGUCUCGGGUCUCUUAACCGACAAAGUCUUCCUCUACAUCGGUAUGUACGCGGAGCAGCUCGAGAUGCUUUCGAUAGCUUUUGCCGGGGACACGGACAAAGGGAUGCUCUAUGUGCUGAAUGGAUGCAAAAAGCUGAGGAAGCUGGAGAUUAGGGACAGUCCGUUUGGGAACGCGGCGCUUCUUGCUGACGUGGACAAGUACGAAACAAUGCGAUCCCUUUGGAUGUCGUCUUGUGACGUAACGCUCGGUGGCUGCAAGAGGCUCGCGCGGGAUGCGCCGUGGCUCAACGUGGAGAUCAUCAACGAGAAUGAGGAUAAUGGGAUGGAGCGGAAUGAAGAAGAUGAAAGAGAGAAGGUUGAUAGACUUUACCUCUACCGAACUGUGGUUGGGACUAGAAACGACGCGCCGUCAUGUGUUACGAUUCUUUAG